This is a messenger RNA of Aspergillus sclerotioniger CBS 115572, 467 nucleotides long. RefSeq names its product structural toxin protein RtxA. The coding region runs from base 42 to 374 and encodes 110 amino acids. Lineage: Eukaryota; Fungi; Ascomycota; Eurotiomycetes; Eurotiales; Aspergillaceae. The transcript is spliced from 2 exons. The record is from RefSeq and is a predicted model, not a curated record.
CCAUCCACAACAACCCACCUUCAACCCCCAUCUCAAGAAAUAUGGCCCCAUCUCAAUUCCGCCUCAUCUUCUCCGUCCCCCCUUCCGGCCUCGCCGCCUCCAAAGCCGCCAUCUUCGCCGCCGGGGCCGGUCGCUACCCGGGCGGGAAAUACACCGAGUGCUGCUGGACCACCGCCGGCACGGGCCAGUUCCGGCCGGGAGACGCCGCGAAUCCCCACAUUGGCACCUUGGGCGCCCUCGAGGAGACUCCAGAGAUUCGAGUAGAGACGAUCUGUGUGGGGGAGGAGGUUGCGCGGCAGGCUGUGGAGGCGUUGAAGAGGGCUCAUCCGUAUGAGCAGCCGUCGUAUAGUGUGUUUCGGAUGGAGGAGUUUUGAGGUUGCUGGGGGAUUGUGUUAGGUGCUGGGGAAGUCGAAGGGAGGUGAUAUUUAUGUUACUGGCUUUUCUCUUAAAUAGGUAUUAGCUCAUGA